AUGAAAAUUCAAUACAUGAGUGAUCUUCACAUUGAGCACUUUCGAAACCUGGAUGAUUUUGAGAGUCAGUACAAGAGCAAAUUCGGAAACUCCAUUCUAGAAAAAUCUUCAUCACGAGAAGUUUUAGUUUUGGCGGGAGAUAUUGGAAAUCCAAUGAAGGAUAGUUAUCGGGAUUUUCUAAAGAAGUGUUCGGAAAAGUAUAGAAUUGUAAUUGUAGUGGCUGGUAAUCAUGAGUGUUAUAAUAAUGAAUAUUGGACAGUGAUGAAGCAAAUGGAGAGUGUGAGUGCAGAGUUUGAGAAUGUGCAUUUUCUGGAACAGAGAUCGGUUGAGGUGGAAAUUGAUGGAGUUAAGGUUGUGUUUAUUGGAUGUUUGUUGUGGAGUCAUGUACCAUUGGGGGCUAGAGUGGUCGUUCAAGAGUCCAUGAAUGAUUAUGAAAUGAUAAGUAUUAUGGAAAAUGAAAAGAAGAGAAAGUUAGUUGUGGAUGAUACUGCCAAUAUUUAUGAACAAUCAGUGAAAUGGCUUACUGAAGAAUUGGAAAAGCAUCAAGGAAAAAAUGUUGUCAUUGUCACUCAUCAUGCUCCAUUAUUGAAAGGGGUUAGUUCACCAACUUAUGAAAAAGAUGAUUUGGAUGAAUAUACCAAGUUGUGUAACCAUGCAUUCUCCUCAGAUUUGAGUCAAUUAUGUAAAGAUCCUGUAAAGUAUUGGAUUUUUGGACAUACCCACUAUAGUUCAAAUCAAAAUUUUAAUGGAAUUCCAAUAUCGAGUAAUCAAUUGGGUUAUAUUUCAGCUGCUUUUGAAGGUACUGAUCCAGAUAACAUGUACAAAGAAGAUACUGUCUUUGAAUUGUAACAACAUUAAAUUUCACCCAUCAAAAUUGAAACCUAUUUCACAUUUUAAUGAGUAGUAAUUGUUUAAUAAUUAAAUAAAUAAUAAUAAAUUUAUUCCUUU
Messenger RNA from Naegleria gruberi, 948 nucleotides. Its product is annotated as metallophosphoesterase-like protein. The record is from RefSeq and is a predicted model, not a curated record. Gene Ontology annotation, molecular function: hydrolase activity. The coding region runs from base 1 to 849 and encodes 282 amino acids. NCBI's taxonomy places the organism in Eukaryota, Heterolobosea, Eutetramitea, Acrasida, Naegleriidae. The transcript is spliced from 2 exons.